Molecule: messenger RNA, 2408 nt
Organism: Pectinophora gossypiella (pink bollworm)
Lineage: Eukaryota; Metazoa; Arthropoda; Insecta; Lepidoptera; Gelechiidae
Gene: DCTN2-p50
Product: dynactin subunit 2
Exons: 10
Coding region: 102-1208 (368 amino acids)
Biological process (GO): mitotic spindle organization
Cellular component (GO): cytoplasm; centrosome; dynactin complex
Source: RefSeq, a predicted model, not a curated record
AUUGCAUGUAGUGAGUGACGUCAUUUUGCUUCGCCGAGAAAGAAAACGAAAAAUUAAAUUAAAUAUUUUGUUUCACUAUAAAACAAUAGUCGAAACUAGUCAUGGCUGAUCCGAAAUAUGAGAAUCUUCCCGGAAUUGCAUACGACCAGCCCGAUGUGUAUGAGACCGCCGACCUGCCCGAGGCCGACCAGCCGGAGCCCUAUGAAGAAGAAGAGAAUGAAUGCAUUGAACAACUGCAUUUAUCAGUCAAGGACUCUUUUAACAAGUUCAAAGGAAAAUUCUUAACUGGAACCGUGGAUUUCUCAGACAGAUUGAGCAGAAAGACUAGAAUUGGGUAUAGAGCUGGGGAGUGGGAGUUGGCAGCUGAGGGUGAGCCGGAGAGCGUGCUGGAGCGAUACAACCGUCUCCGCUGUGAGUUCUCUGAACUACUGGAGCAGGUCACUGAGCAGCAGAACAAAGCCACUGAGAGUGAAAAGGACGAAUUCUCGAAACUAGCGUCCCAGAUAAAUACAACUAAAAAGUUGCUUGAAGAAUUGAAGUUGGAAGAAGGGGAACAAAUCGAUCCUAAGGCUGAAAAACUAAAAGAAUAUUUAGCAAGUGGCAAGAAAAAGCAAGGUGAAGUGGUGACAGCACAUUUGAAGUUGAAACCUGACGUGAAUCUAGCACAAACUACCAGGAUAGCACAAUUAGAACACAGGUUACAUAAAUUAGAACAAGCAGCCGGCGUGAGAGACGAGGAAGCCUUCAGGAGAUUACAAACCGUUACUGGCAAAGCGACGCUAUGCGGCGCGGCGGCGUCGCUGGCGGCGGCGGCGGCGCUGCUGCGGCCGGCCGAGCUGGCCGCGGCCGAGGCGCGCGCGCAGCAGCUGCUGGCCAGCGUCGACGCGCUCAAGCACGCCGGCAAGCCCGACCCCGAACUCAACGAGAAGGUGAACGAGCUACACAAACUUUUGAAGCAGAUAGAGGGCAUAUCACAUUCCGAGAUUCUAGAACGCAUGGAGGCGUUAGAAGCGUUGCAUAAUCAAGCGAGCAACUUUGGCAAGUCACUAACUGAGUUAGAGACGCUUCAGAGUACCAUCGCAAGUGGAGUCCAGAACAACAAGGAGCUGCUGCAAGGAGUCCAAGAGGUGUUUGCACACAACAUCGACAGUCUACAGAAAGAGAUAAAGAAACUCGAUGAAAGAAUCGGCAAGUUGUCUACUGCGUGAUAGCAUUACCAUUAGUUUUGGAACCAUCUGAGCAUAGCUUGUAUAUUAUUUGGAAGACGUUACGGCGAUCACAGGACGUUUUCCAUUUUUAAAUCUAAUGUUCCAAUAGCGAAAUCUGUUACAUCGAACAAGACCAUAGACUAAAGAUAUAUUUAGACAAUUCGCUUAGCUUAACAUCUUAGUCUAUGGUCUACUGUAUAAGAAAGAGAGCCACAGAUUAUAAAAUACUCUAAAAGUAUCAGAAAUAUAGAAGACUUUCAAUGACCAUGUUACACCAUAACAUAUUAAAAUCUCAAUAACAGGGUUUAUAGCCUAAUAGUCUUGCUGUUUUAUGAUCUAUGCGUUGUAUUUCCAGUUAAAUAAACUAACAGAACUGAGAUUUACACUACAACAUACAGCACCUAAGCAUACCACAAGAGGUCGCCACUGUUACGUGAGGUCUUCUCAUCCUAGGCAUGUCUUAAGACGGCAGUGGUGCUAAUUUCUGUAGACACCAUCUAAUUUUAUGUUACACCUGUCAUUUUCUUUUCUACCGAUAAGGUAAGGGACGAGCAAUCAACAGGCGCACGUCUAUUUUAGGCAGAAAUCUGAAACAACCCUCUAAAAAAAUUACAUUGGCCAAUAACCCGACAGAAUUAAGUUGACAGGACACGUCAAAUGGGUUGUAUACAAGCGAGAUCCCUAUUUGAUUUGACCGUGUUAUAAAUUCGCUCAUUCAUUGUAUAAUUAACAGCUAUCAAUCAUCAAAAUAAAAUUAGGUGUCUGCAGGAAUCGGGGCCAUUGAAAUUACUAAAGUCAAGGUUGUAUGGUCCUCAGGUCUUUGCCUGCCUUAUAUAAGUCGAAUUUAAACAACAAAUACAAUUUUGAAAACACAACAAUUUCGUUCAAAAAUCGAACGGUGCUUGUAUAAAUGUUACCUGCAGUGGCAUUAUACAUUACAAUGAAGGAAUCAUUUAACCUAUUUUCUCAUUCAAUAAAUAGCUUUUGUAUCGUCGAAUUUAUUUGUCUGCAUUUGUAAUUAUAAGUAAUUUAAUUAUGCCAUGAGACAUGUUAAUAUUUAAUGUUUCCAUUAUGUGCAUUGCAGCUCAUAGUUGUUAAAUAACUUCUGUAUAAUUAUAAUUUAAAGCUUAUAUCAGAUUAGACUGCAUAAGAGUAAAUAAUUUAUUAAAUAUUAAUAAAAAAGGAUAAUUAUAUAAUAAA